AUGCUCACAACUACUGUAUUACCACACCAACAAGAUGUAGUUAAAAAUUAUAUAAACGCCCGAAUUAAUUUAGAUGACCAGAUAACGAAAUUUUGGCAAUUAGAAGAGGUCAAAACUAAAAACGUUUUAAGUUUAGAUGAAAAGGCGUGCCAGUUGCAUUUUGAAAAUAAUACCAAACGGAAUGAAAAAACUGAUCAUUAUCCGGAAGCUUGUAGAGCAUUGCAUGAAGAUUUUUAUAUGGAUGACCUCCUAAGUGGUUCAGAUACUUUAGAAAAGGCGGUCAAGUUAAGAGAUGAUUUAAUAUCAAUCAUGGAGAGUGCUGGUUUCAAGUUGAGACAAUGGUGUAGCAAUGAACCACUGUUGUUAAGAGAAUUACCUUUAUAUUUAAGGAAAGUUGAUGACGAUGUAAAAGAGCCUAAUAAAAAUAUUACUAAAAUCCUUGGAUUAUAUUGGAAUCACGAGAACGAUUGCUAUCAAUACAAUAUAAAACCAAUAAAAAUAUCUGGUCGAUUUACAAAAAGACUAGUUCUAUCCGAAAUAUCGUCGCUAUUCGAUCCACUUGGAUUAAUCGCUCCAAUGAUUAUGCAACAGUUAUGGUUGCAAAAAAUAAAUUGGGAUGACGUUUUACCUAUUCCAUUACAACAAGAUUGGUCAAAAAUGCGUGUGGAACUGGAGCAAAAUAAUAAUAUUAAAAUCAAUCGUCUAGUUCUCGGCAUCGAAAAAAUUAAAAAACUAGAAUUACACGCGUUCGCUGACGCAAGUAUGCAAGCCUAUGGUGCUUGUAUAUACACACGCGCUACAGAAAUUUAUGGUAAAGUAGUAAUAAAUUUAUUGUGUGCAAAAUCAAAAGUCGCGCCAUUAAAGGUAGUUUCGUUACCUCGGCUCGAACUGUUAGCUGCGCUUUUGGCCGCUCGCCUUAUGUCAAAAUAUGCACCAAAAUUACAGUUACCUAUAAAUGAAUAUUUUUAUUGGACAGAUUCGACACUGGUAUUAAAUUGGUUAUUAUCUCCGUCGUCUCGUUGGAAAACUUUUGUGGGAAACAGAGCUGUUGCGUCCAGCGACAAUCCAGCGGACAUAGUGUCAAGAGGCUGUUUUCCAUCACAAAUGAAAGGUUUAGAUUUAUUGUGGAACGGACCUAGUUGGUUGAAAGGGGAACAUACUCAAUGGCCAAGUAACUUUCAAGAACUUACUUCUAAAAGUGAAUAUUUGUCUGAAGAAAAAUCUAAUUUUUUAUCGAGUGACACUAAUAUUUAUGGUCCUGUUGAAGCUACAGAAAUUGAAAAUGCCCUUAAACGAUUAGUGAAGGUAGCGCAACAAGAAGAAUUUUUUACUGAGUUGUGUGACUUAAAAAACUCAAAAUUAGUGUCCAGUAAAAGUAAACUUUUUCGUCUUAGACCAUUUCUAGACGACGAUGGUAUAAUCAGGGUAGGCGGUAGAUUAAAACAUGCCGUCUCACUAUCAUUUUUUCAAAAACAUCCGAUAGUGUUACCCGCUGAUAGUGAUUUUACAAAAUUAUUAUUUCUGGAUGAACACGAAAAAUCAUUACACGCCGGUCCACAAGCGAUGUUAGCUAAUAUACGUUUGAGAUAUUGGCCGAUUAAUGGACGUAAUAUAGCCAGAAAUAUAUCUAGAAAAUGUGUCAAAUGUUUCAAAUACAAACCGGUUGUAUUUGAGCCCAUCAUGGGUGACUUACCUAAGGACCGAGUCGAACCAGCGCGAGCUUUUGUUAAAUGUGGCGUAGAUUUUGCUGGUCCAGUGUUUGUGCGGUCUANGGAACCAGCGCGAGUCUUUGUUAAAUGUGGCGUAGAUUUUGCUGGUCCAGUGUUUGUGCAAUCUAGUUUGCGAAGAAACGCGCCUAAGACUAAAGCGUAUAUCAGUAUCUGGGUUUGUCUUGUCACAAAAGCUAUUCAUAUAGAAUUAGUAGGCGAUUUGACAGCGGAGUCUUUCCUUANUAUAGGCGAUUUGACAGCGGAGUCUUUCCUUAAUGCGUUACGGAGAUUCUGUGAUAGACGUGGUUAUUGUACGGACGUAUAUUCAGAUAACGGAAAAAACUUUGUUGCGGUUAAUCAACAACUUCGAGAAGUUCAUGAACUUUUAGCUAAACCAGAAGUUAAAAAUGAAUUGA
This is a messenger RNA of Daktulosphaira vitifoliae (grape phylloxera), 2125 nucleotides long. RefSeq lists its product as uncharacterized. NCBI's taxonomy places the organism in Eukaryota, Metazoa, Arthropoda, Insecta, Hemiptera, Phylloxeridae. Gene Ontology annotation, molecular function: nucleic acid binding. The transcript has 4 exons. The annotation marks the transcript as partial. The record is from RefSeq and is a predicted model, not a curated record.